GAGAAGAAAUCUCUCCUCCACUCGAUCGGCUUGACACAAUGGGUGGCGGCGGCGGUGGUGGCGGCGGUGGCGGCGUGGUUAAGGACGUCGGAUCGAAGGCACAGCUUGAUGAAGCGCUCCACGGGGCGGCGCCGGUGGUGGUCCACUUUUGGGCGUCGUGGUGCGAGGCCUCGAAGCAGAUGGAUCAAGUCUUCGCCCAUCUCGCCACCGACUUCCCUCAAGCACUCUUCCUCAGAGUUGAAGCAGAAGAGCAGCCAGAAAUUUCUGAAGCAUAUGCAGUUGCAGCUGUUCCAUACUUCGUUUUCUUCAAGGAUGGUAAAAGUGUGGAUAAACUUGAGGGUGCAAAUCCGUCCAUUUUGGCUAACAGGGUUGCAAAAGUUACUGGAUCCACAAGCCUUGUAGAAUCUGCUUCACCUGCAAGCCUUGGGAUUGCUGCUGGCCCUACAGUUCUGGAAGCAGUGAAAGACAUGGCAAAGGAAAAUAAUUCUUCCAAAAAUGAAAAUGCAAACUCUGACCUGAGUGGACUGACAACGCGCCUAUGGCAGCUUGUCAAUUCUCACCCUGUUUUCCUAUUCAUGAAAGGAAGUCCAGAGCAACCAAGGUGUGGAUUCAGCCGAAAGGUUGUUGAAAUUUUGAAGGAUGAGGGAGUGGAAUUUGGAAGCUUUGACAUUCUUACUGAUAAUGAGGUCCGUGAGGGAAUGAAGAAGUUUUCCAAUUGGCCGACUUUCCCUCAGCUCUUUUCCAAGGGUGAGCUUCUUGGUGGUGGUGAUAUUGCAGUUGCUAUGCAUGAAAGUGGUGAGUUAAAAGAUGUAUUCAGAGAUCAUGGAGUUCCUAUGAAUUCUAAAGAAACCAAAGUUGCAGAAAGUGCAAAAGAUGUCUCCGAGACUUCUAUUCCCGAAAAAGGUGGAGGCAUUUCUGAUUCCACGGGCCUUAAUGUUGAAUUGGCUUCUCGUCUUCGAACUCUUGUAAAUUCAAGCCCUGUCAUCAUCUUCAUGAAAGGUAGACCAGAGGAACCGAAGUGUGGCUUCAGUCAUAAGGUUAUUGAAAUUCUUCAGCAAGAGAAGGUUGCUUUUGAGAGCUUCGAUAUCCUCUCCGACGAUGAAGUGAGGCAGGGUCUGAAAAUUUUCUCUAACUGGUCUAGCUAUCCACAACUUUAUAUAGGAGGUGAGCUGAUUGGAGGAUCCGAUAUCGUGAUGGAGAUGCUGAAAAGUGGGGAGCUGAAGAAGAUUCUAGCCGAAAAAGGAAUUGUUCCAAAGGUCACUCUCGAGGACAGACUAAAAAAUCUGGUCACCUCAUCACCAGUAAUGCUUUUUAUGAAGGGCACACCAGAUGCUCCUCGGUGUGGUUUCAGCUCCAAAGUCGUCAAUGCCCUUCAGGAUGAAGGAAUCAGCUUUGGGUCUUUUGAUAUUCUCACCGAUGAAGAAAUAAGGCAGGGAUUGAAGACUUACUCUAAUUGGCCGACAUAUCCUCAGCUUUACUACAAAGGCGAGCUGAUAGGGGGAUGCGAUAUCGUGUUGGAACUGCAGAACAGUGGGGAGCUGAAGUCUACGCUUUCUGAGUAGAUGUUGCCGUCAUCUUUGCUAAACUGUUGGUCAUACAGUCGUGUCUGAAGAGUUUGCCAUCUUAGAGUCUUAUCUACUGAGAGUUUAUGUAUGAGGGAUCUAGUUAUAUGCUUCUAAGUUAUCCUGUGUCGUUCACAAUUGCGUUGCGGUUCUGCUAUCACUCCAUCUGCUAUACCUUUCAGUUUCUCUUCAUAUUUUGUCUUUGGUUUAAUGGUACUCUUUGCCCCAGACAAUAUAACUUGAAGAGAUGCUACCUAUUUACAGUA
Molecule: messenger RNA, 1828 nt
Organism: Musa acuminata AAA Group (dessert banana)
Lineage: Eukaryota; Viridiplantae; Streptophyta; Magnoliopsida; Zingiberales; Musaceae
Product: monothiol glutaredoxin-S11
Exons: 3
Coding region: 39-1562 (507 amino acids)
Biological process (GO): intracellular iron ion homeostasis
Cellular component (GO): cytosol; nucleus
Source: RefSeq, a predicted model, not a curated record